AUGUCGCGACGACGUUUGAAGAAAGCUUAUGGCCAACCUAACCCCACCCCAUCACAAUAUCUUGCCAAAGCUCUCCGCCAAACCGGUCACACCCUGGGAACUCUUUACCUUGGCUCUCAGGAUGUUGAUGCCAAUCAACGCCUGCACGCCCUGCAGCCAACAUAUGGCCGUCCAGCGCGAGUCUCCCUCCAAACUACACUUGGAGAAUAUAUACGAAUGGUUGACCCGUUGAUAUAUUCUUCUACGGAAAACCCUUCGGCAGACCGCUUAGACUCUGCAUUGAGCGAAGUCUUCAGAGACAGUAGCUAUCGCUAUUUGACUACCCGUGGCUACGACGUUGGCGAUGUGGUGGCCUGGGCGUGGAUCCUGAAGAGCAAGGAUGCUGAUCAGGCUAUCGCGCGGUUAUUUGCACACGCAGUCCAACAUCAGCCCAAGUACGGCGCUAGCUCCCCCGCCGCUCCUUCAUUUAUCAUUCUCUUCCUUUUGAAACAAAAGCAUCUGGAUGCUCGUUCCGUUCGACUACUUUUGAUUUAUUCAUUGCAUCUGAUCAGUGGCCAACACCUGCCAUCUGGACAGAAGACAAAACAGUCUCUAGAAGAGAAUUUGCAACUUCCACCGGGGCAAUUUCAGCCCCGGGUUGACCGCUCUACUGGCAUGCGUCUGUUCGCCCGCUUGAUUCGGCAUGCUCGCACUGUGUGGCCCCAGGCAAUGCCCACCAUUGCAAUUGCCUUUUCGCGGUUUGUGAUGGCCACGGAUCCAGGCGAGAAAAAGAAAUCCAUUCUCAAAAAGUGUAAUUCCGACCGACUUAAGACCAAGGAAUUCAAUUUUUUCCUUCGCUUACUUUCGGUUCCAUCCAAACUUCACCCAUUUCAAUCUACCUAUCUUCAACAGCAAGCCCAAUUUGAGCUUCUCCGAGCCAUGGCCAGCCACAAGCCGGUGCUCCCCCUUACGCGGAAAGGCUAUCGAGCCGUUGCUGCAAUCCAGUUGGCACACAAGAAGACAUCAGAAGAGCGGCAGUCGGCUGAGCUCAAAGCUCCUUCGUGGCCACCGUGGAAAGAAGCCAAACUAGGGAUAGAUGCCUUGCGGGGUAACGAAGGCAUGUACAGCCGUGCGAUGAAUGUUUUAUCGCAAAUGCGUGAGGCGGGCUAUUCUAGCAAGCUCUGGGAAGAUGUAUGUUCAAUUCUGGCAGGCUGGGACACUGAUCGAAGCCCUACAAUUCAGACCAGAAGCUUUCUGCGCUGGUCGAGGUCUUUGUCCCGUGCAUCUCAUACCAAUCCUGAUCAUGCGGCCAUUUGGGCCGCUCGAAUCCGUGCCACUAGAACUGUUCGUGAAGCAUGGGCUUGCUUUUUGUCUUAUCAGGAUCGCGGUCUUCCUCUCAGCGUGGCCAUAUACACCGAGAUGGCCGAGAAGCUGAUCUAUCGCCAACUGGCUCUCAAGAACCGAUUUGACGAGUCAGACCACGUUUUACCGGGCGAUGGCCGUGAGGUCUAUGCUGAGCCUGCUUCCGCACGUGAUGUCAUAUAUGUUCACACAGAGCCCCCUGUGCUCCAAGAUUUCCUGGAACAAAUGACUUCCCAGGGACUUCGCUUCUCCCACCGACUACUCUCCCUGCUGCUUCAGACCAAACCGGACUUUCGGACUGGCCUGCGGUAUCUGAUUGCCAGUGACCUCACAGAGGAUCAGAUUAAGGUGCUGUGCACUGUACUAAGCCACUCAUCCGAUUACGAAGCGAAUCACAACGAUGCGCUCCAGACCGUGCCGAACCGCGUAUUUGCCUCCUUUAUCAAAUUUCUCUGCGUGUCUUCGAGCUCUGCUUUGCACGCUGGACCCAAAUCUCUUACGAUUGACCAAUUCCCCUUCCUUGCAACGGAAAGUUGGUCGCGAUGUUCUGUGACCGUGCUUCCCGAUUUUGAAGAUCAUCCACGACAAGGAUGCCACCCAAGGGCAUUAUGGCAUGCAAUUCAAUUGACCAAAGCGCUGCAAGCUCCCUCCCCAGUGGCUUGGACGCAUAUACUAAACGCUUUGGGGCAUACAAGUUCCAAGUAUUUGAAGGAGAACAAAGCCUGGAGGCGUAUUCUCGCGUGGCACGAAUUCCUUCUAGCUCUGAAAUGGAUGAAAGAGCAUGAUAUUGAACCCACUCUGGAGGGAUUUCAUGCUAUGUGCAAGGUCUUCAAUGAAGCUGUCAAUGCAGGGCUCAAGCACCCAGAAGAGGCCGAAGAGGCGUUCAAACUUGUCCAAAAAGCUAUCCAUGGCGCCGAGGACUGCGAGGUCCUUGGACAUGAGCACUUUGACGCAAUGGUUGAGAAUGGACUGCUUGUGCUGAAAUCACAGUUCGAUUCCCUUGUCCUCCCAGUCUCUUCGGCAUCGCAACUAGCGGAGCAGAGCAUAUUCACAGAGAAUAGUGCAGUCGAAUCGCAGCUUCAAGUGCCCACGAUUCUCCACGUGCCAUCAUUUGCGAUACUGCAUCGUUUCGUCCGGGUCUUGGGGGCCGUGGGCGAUGACGACGGAGUGCUGCACCUGUUGCAGUGGAUGAGUCGAUCGGUUGCUUCGUUGAAUGCAGCCGCAGAGGAGCGACUGAACGGCGAUAAAAUGCGACGGCAGACUCUGGCGGCGAUCCGAGUGAUCUUAGAGAGGACACAUACCGGGCCGACCGACUUCGAUCAGAUAGCGUCGGAUCCUGCUAAAGUGCAGGAGGCGUACGAUAUCAUCAGUCAGACCCCAGGCUGGCACUGGCCUAGUGACGAAGAGGUAGAGGAUUACUGUCAGUGA
This is a messenger RNA of Penicillium daleae, 2769 nucleotides long. RefSeq lists its product as uncharacterized. Bases 1 to 2769 code for a protein of 922 amino acids. The transcript has a single exon. The record is from RefSeq and is a predicted model, not a curated record. Lineage: Eukaryota; Fungi; Ascomycota; Eurotiomycetes; Eurotiales; Aspergillaceae.